Physeter macrocephalus (sperm whale) is the source of this 3246-nucleotide messenger RNA. It is a transcript of the gene MAN2B2, whose product is annotated as mannosidase alpha class 2B member 2. Gene Ontology annotation, biological process: mannose metabolic process. The record is from RefSeq and is a predicted model, not a curated record. Lineage: Eukaryota; Metazoa; Chordata; Mammalia; Artiodactyla; Physeteridae. Gene Ontology annotation, molecular function: alpha-mannosidase activity; carbohydrate binding. The transcript has 14 exons. Gene Ontology annotation, cellular component: lysosome.
AUGAACAUAAGAUGGCUGCACCGAUUUACAGUCUUCGCAACAGUGCGGGAAGACACGCGGGCUUGUGUCACCAACGUCUACACCUCGGUGGUGGCGGAGCUGACCCUUGAGAGGAAGAGCAGUUUCACCGCCGUGGAGCAGGGGUCCUUCCGGCCAUGGUGGGCUGGCCUCACCUCGGAGAAGCAGAAACGCCAGGUCUGCCGGCUCCUGGCCCAAGGACGCCUGGAGCUUGUCCUGGGAGGCCAGGUCAUGCACGACGAGGCCGUGACCCACUUUGAUGAGCAGACCCUGCAGCUCACAGAAGGACACGGGUUUCUCUAUGAAACGUUUUGGCGUAGCUGAAGACCCUGCUUGACCUGGCUUAUCUCUUUGCAGAAGGACACGGGUUUCUCUAUGAAACGUUUUGGCGUAGCUGCCACAACCCCGACCCAGUUUGCCCUGGCCGGCUUCAGCGCCCACGUCAUCUCCCGGAUCGCCUAUAACCUGAAGGAGGCCAUGAAGCAGGACCGGAGGCUGCAGUUUGUGUGGCAAGGGUCCAGCUCCCUCUCGGUAAAGCAGGAAAUCUUCACACACGUCCUGGAUCAGUACAGCUACUGCUCUGACAGGUUUUACUGGGAUGGAGAACCUGUGUUCCCAGAUCCACCCAGGGCUGGUAUGUACCCCAACAUGGAUGUACCCGUCACUGAGGGAACCAUCUCAUACUCCAUCAGUAUGUUAUUGGACAAUGUAUUGAAUUGAUUCGCCUGGUUCCGGACACGAUACAUCCUCUGGCCUUGGGGAUGCGAUAGGUAGUUUUUCAACACCUUGGUGCAAUUUGUCAACAUGGACUGUUUAAUGGACUACGUCAACAACCACACAUCCUAGUUCAGCAUCUCGAUGGAGUACGCCAUGCUGGGCGAUUACUUCCAAGCUGUGUACUCUCUCCAAAUCUCCUGGCAGGUCCGAGACCACCAGGACUUCCUGCCCUAUUCCUCAGAAAUAUUUCAGUCCUGGACUGGAAUCUACACGUCCAGAAGUGGGCUCAAGGGGCUGGCAAGGCGAGCCAGCACUCUGUUGUAAGCCGGGGAGUCCAUGUUCACAUGCUACAUGCUGUUGGCUCCCCACCGGUUACUGGACCUGGCCUGGGCCCUGCAGCAGCUCCAGCAGCUCUGCUGGGCAGUCUCCGAGGUUCAGCACCAUGACGCCACCACCGGGACUCACGCCCUCAAGGUGAGUGACACGUUUGUGGAGCACCUGAGCACCGGGAUGCAGGCGCUACGCAAGCUGACGGCCUCCAUCAUCCAGGACAGGCCCCCAGCCCACUCAGGCCCAGAGCCUGGGGGACACUUUGCCGUGGUCUACGACCCCCCGGCCUGGACCGUCACCACCAUCAUUACCCUGACUGUGGACUUGUCCGAGGUCAGCGUCACAGACGAGUCAGGUCACCCCGUGCCUGCACAGGUCACCACUCAUAUGGGAUUAGGGCCCCAUCCUAUGCCAGCAGGACCUCAUCUUAACGUGAUUACAUCUGCAAGGAUCCUAUUCCUAGAUAAGGUGCUGUUCACAGGCACGGGGAUCAGGACUUCAGCAUAUCUUUGGGGAGACACAGUUCAACUGACUACAAAUGUAGUUUGUGUCUCUAUAUGCGUAGAGAGAUUUCCAGGCGCCCAAAUGAUUUGGGAGAGCCCAGUGAAAAUCUCCAAGAUGUGCCCAAGAGCUGUUUUUUUCAGGAGCGGAUGGGACAACAGAUUACGGUCCUUGUUCUUGAGUAAGUUGUGGCAUUGUUCAUGACAGCUGUAAACUGUGACUCACUCAAAGAGCCAUCAACAGCAUUAGUAGAGUGUGCAGUAGGUCUCAAAGUGUGACCCCAAAACCAACAGUGCCAGCAUCACCUGGGAAGCUGUGAUAAAUACAAGUCACCGGACCCUGCCCCCGACCUAAUAAAGCCAGAACUCUAGGGUUGGGCGCAGCAAUACGUGUUUUAACAAGUUUUGCCAGUUAUUCUGUUGCAUGCUCCAAUUUGAGAACCACUGCCAGAGAACACUCAGAAUGAGUGAGCUAUAUCCACCCACAUCAACACAGGUCUUCUUACAUAACCCAGACUGAACAGGCCUCACAGAAACUGCCUUAAACAAGACAGGAUGCUUUGGUUGUGGCAGAGAUGGUUGGCUCCCUACCAGAAUCCAUUCCUCCCCUCCAUCGUAUAAACUAGUUUCAGCUGAGAAGCAGCUCCACAGCCAGAGACAACAUUUCCCAGCUUCUGUGACAUCCAAAGGCAGCAUCUGAAACCUCACCCCAUAAUCAGAGGAACGAGUGAGGCCUUUGGGGGCCUCCCAGCCCCUCCUGCCGGCAACACAAUGCAGCUGAGUGAGUGGCUCCAGGCAAUGCGACAUGAAACGAGAGAAGCAACCAAUGAGCUCUGCUCAGAUUCCUGAACCCCAGAAUUGUGACAAGUGACCCUCAGGGCUCUAAGCCAUUACAUUUUGGGGUGUUUGGAACACGGCAAUAGGUAACUGAAAUAUGUAACUUCUUCUAUGUAAAUCAUAAUUUUGGGGGGCGGGGGAGCUGCACGGCACGUGGGAUCUUAGUUCCCAACCAGGGAUCGAACCCGCGGCCCCUGCAGUGGAAACGCAGAUUCCUAACCACUGGACCACCAGGAAAGUUCCUGUAAAUUGUACCUGUUAUCAGUGCACAAUGUCCUUCUUUUUUCUGUUUCACGCUUUUGUCCUUAAAUUCUCCUUUAUUCCUUCAUUUUUAUACUUUCACUGUCAUUUCAUCAUUGGUGUGUCUCUUGUGAAUAACGCAUACCUGGAUUUUAAGUUUGACUCCAAAUGCCAGAUUCUAUGUCAGCAUGCUCGCUGAUUGCACUUUAUUUCUUCUCUCUUCUAUUUAUAAUAUUUUACUUCGCAUUUUUCCUUUUCUUUCAACUGGUCAGAUUUCUAUUUUAUUCUCUUUUUUCCCCCUCAUUACUUUGAAAGUUCUAUUAGUCUUUUCAGUUUUGUUAGUAGUUAGCUCCUGGGUUUUUUGCCCUAAUAAUCGUGAAUAAGCCUAUAUAUUUUUUAUUGAGAUAACAAAGUAAUUAUUAUACCUGGCCACCACCCAGAUGGCCUUAUCACCUGCUCUUCUUCCUCUUUCUCCCACUGUGGACCAUGUUAACAUCCUCACCAUCCCAUCCAUUCCUGACAACCUAUAUGUAUACAUAUAGCUGAUUCAUUUCAUUGUACAGCAGAAACUAACACAACAUUGUAAAGCAACUAUACUCCAAUA